GUGUAAUUAUCGCGUGUGUGAAGAAGCAGGGUGAAGGAUUUUUUUUAAACGUCACGAAGUUUUUUUUUUCGGUACUUUUUAUUAGUAAUUGUAAAUGUUGUCCAGAAAAAACGAAAAAGAAAUCAUCCCCGCGCUUUCGUCGAACACUUGAAAUAAUUAUGUAAUCCCGUUGGAACAUCUAAAAAAUUUGGAAAAUCAUCAUGGAACGAAAAAUUUGUAGAAAUCACGAGUGUUGAGGAAUCACGAGCAGGAUGCCAUCUGAGACCCGCUCGAUGAAUCGUAAAAGUUCAACUGAUCUGCUACGAAACGUCGAGGGUGAAAAUAUAAAAAAUGAAAACGGGGAUGAAACGGCAGCGAACGAGGAAUCAUCGACGAUUGCUCGGUGCAACGAUCAUGCCGGAACCGAGCGGAAUAAUUUCGGAUUGAGCCAAAGCGAUUUAUUGCCGGAUAUGAAUUCGCCUAUUUCGUUGAAAAAGAUAAAUACUUCAACCGGUAGUAUGACCGCUGAAAUCAAGCCUGAAGGACGAGUUUUGGUACUUUAUACCGGCGGUACCAUCGGAAUGGUUAGGAACGAGAAAGGAGCACUCGCUCCGGUGGCAAAUACUUUUGUCAAGACUGUAAAAAAGUAUCCUCACAUGCACGAUAGCAAUUACGCCGAAGAAAGAUUCGGUAUUUUGGGUCCACUGGUCCUUCCCUUAUCGGCGAAUGAUAGUCGUCGAAUAAUCUACAACGUCAUCGAAUACUCUCCGCUCUGCGAUUCUAGCAAUAUGACUAUGGACGAUUGGAUUCGUAUAGCGAUCGACAUAAAAAAAGCUUAUGAGUCUUAUGACGGUUUCGUGGUGCUUCAUGGGACUGACACGCUCAGCUAUACCGCUUCGGCUCUCUCCUUCAUGCUCGAAUCACUUGGAAAAACUGUCGUUAUAACGGGCUCCCAACUGCCGAUAUUCGAGGCGCGCAGCGACGGUCUCAUUAAUUUUCUCUCCUCUCUCGUUAUCGCUGGUAAUUACAACAUACCGGAAGUAUGCGUUUUCUUUGGGAAUCAACUGAUGCGCGGUAAUCGCACUAGCAAAAUCGCAUCGGCCGCUUUCGAAGCGUUUGGCUCACCGAAUUGUCCACCGUUGGCCGUUGCCGGAGUCAAAAUAAAUGUCGAUUACAGAUCGAUAUUUCGUCCGUGCGCAUUGGAAAAGUUUCACGUUCACAAGAAUCUCAGUCGUAACGUCGGAUUGCUGCGCAUUUUUCCGAGCAUUACGAGCGAGCUCGUAAGAGCUUUUUUGCAAGCACCGAUCGAAGGUGUGGUUCUCCAGACUUACGGAGCUGGAAACGUUCCAAAUAAUCGGAAUGAUAUUUUCAAGGAAAUUCGAGAAGCCACCGAUCGCGGAGUUAUCAUAGUCAAUAUAACUCAAUGUUCGAGAGACGGAGUCAUCGAUUGGUACGAGUCUGGCAAACUACUCGUCGAGGCUGGCGUAACUCUGGGCUACGACAUGACGCCCGAAGCUGCUUUGACGAAGCUCGCUUACGUACUCUCGAAAACCUCGUGGGAUUGUAAAAUGAAGCGAAAAAUGAUGGAAACGAGUUUACGCGGUGAGAUGUCAAUUUGUAAACGCGUCAACGUCGGGGACAACGAAAACGUUAUGAGGAGCCUCGGUCUACAUUCGGAGUCUCAAUUACUCGAGCUCGCGCCAAUCAUAUUCCCAGCUCUGAUGAGCGAAGCCGUAGUGACCGGUGAUUUUAUCAAGGUCAAAUCGUUGCAGAAUUACGGCGCUGACAUUUCCCAACCAAAUGCGGAUCGCCGAACCGUUCUUCACGUAGCAUGCUGCGACGCUCAGCCGGAUGUUGUACGUCAGCUCCUUGAGAUGGGUGCCAAUGUUCAUAUGAAGGAUAGAUUCGAUCGCACACCAUUGACCGAGGCGAUCGAAAACGAUCGACACGAGAUAAUCGAGCUUUUGCUGCAGUGCGGCGGUCAUCUUCAUGAGAACUCAUUGAUUCUGGGUGGAAAACUCUGUGCCGCUGCUGCUGCCGGGAAUACGACGCGUUUACGAUCGUACUUGAUCGCUGGUGGUGAUCUUGGCCAAGCGGAUGUUUCCGGUAGAACCGCUAUGCACUCCGCAGCCCUUCACAAUAAACAUUCGGUCAUUCGUCUUCUUCUUGAUGAGGGAGUUGAUCACAAUUGCCGAGAUAUCAUCGGGCAAACGCCUCGUGAUCUUGCUAAGCUCGCUGGCUCCGUAGAAUCUUUCAAACUCCUCGGUUCGCUUACUCGCACGAACGGUCACCCGAUUGUUCUUGCAUAGAUCUUAUUUCUUUCACGUAUCGUAUAAACCUUCGUUCGGGGUUAUAUUAUUUCUUUUCUUUUUUUUUCUAUAGGAUUCAAUCGAGUUAUGCCCCGUUGUCUCUGCCCCCGUUGCUUCUAACGAUGCAAAUUCUCGAACUUUUUAAUAUUUCAUAUCUCAUCCCCACCACGGACUUGAACAUUUUUGCUCAUUAUCCGGCAUACAAUUGUCAUUAAAACAGUUUGAAAUGUAGCGAUUCCUAAGUGGCUCAGACAUCUCUUAGCCCAGCAGCAGAUUAUUGGGGAUACGUGAAAGAAAAGAAAAGAAAAGAAAUGAAAUGUAGUCCAUUUUAAUUUGGAAGAGAUCGACGAGCUUUUCUCGCUUUGUUAACUCUAAUAACGUGUACACUCGGUGAAAGUAAAAACUUGAAAAUUGCUCGAGUUCAA
This is a messenger RNA of Venturia canescens, 2713 nucleotides long. Its product is annotated as L-asparaginase. NCBI's taxonomy places the organism in Eukaryota, Metazoa, Arthropoda, Insecta, Hymenoptera, Ichneumonidae. The record is from RefSeq and is a predicted model, not a curated record. The transcript is spliced from 9 exons. Gene Ontology annotation, biological process: amino acid metabolic process. The coding region runs from base 252 to 2288 and encodes 678 amino acids. Gene Ontology annotation, molecular function: asparaginase activity; protein binding.